Molecule: messenger RNA, 4568 nt
Organism: Branchiostoma floridae (Florida lancelet)
Lineage: Eukaryota; Metazoa; Chordata; Leptocardii; Amphioxiformes; Branchiostomatidae
Product: golgin subfamily A member 6-like protein 7
Exons: 5
Coding region: 1214-3334 (706 amino acids)
Source: RefSeq, a predicted model, not a curated record
AUCGUUGUCGGGACCCCCCAUGCAGACCCUCUUACAACCAGGCUGGGGUUUGGCUAUUCCUUGGCUAUUCCUAAAUGUGAUUGUACUUUAGGACUGUUAUUCCUUUAAAAGCUUGUAAGAAUUAAAGGGGCGAGUAGGAACAGAAAGAAUGUGCAGAAAGAAUUUCAUGCCAACCUCCCAGAUAGAACCCAGGCUGGCAGAUCACAAAGCCAGUAGCGAAACUACUACGCUAGAAAAGGCUGAUCAUUCACAUGGCUGUUUAACUCUACUUAACCCCCCACUGUUACAAAUUGGUCUUUUUUCAGCCUCCUUGUUGUGAUUUAGCACAAUCUUAGUAUCUUUUUAAGAAUGUUGUGAUGAAUAUAUAACGCCUUGUGCCCUCCUGGUUAUGACGAAUCAUGAGAUAGAAUUAUUAUGUUGUCCUAAGGUUUUUAACGUGUGUUUUGUUUAACCUCCAAGCAGAUCUUGCGGUGGUUUAAGACAGUAACAAAUUAAGCUGGAGAAGGAGUCUUAGCCGGCAGAGGAGUUUUAUUCUACCGCAACUUGAUUCUACCGCGGUGGAAUAAAACUAUUCUAUCAAAUCAAAAAACAAAUUCUAUCAUUCUGACUUGUUAUGAUUCAUAUAUUGUGCUAUAAAUGUUUGAAUGCAUUCUUUUCCAAAAAGAGUAGAUGGCUUACUUUAAACCAAGGAGGUUGAAAGAGAUUGUUUAAACACAGAGCAUGGUGAGAACUGUUGGCAUAUGUUUUGCAUCAGCGUGAAUAAUGAUGCCUGUGAUAAAUGAAUUAGCACAUAGGUGCUAAAUUCCCUCAUUUCAGUUCCAGAACUGAGAGGGAACAAUUGUUCAAUGACUGUUGAUAACUGCUUGGGGAACAAAGAAAAUGGGAGGCACCAUCAAUAUUUUUUGUAGGGUAGUAGUGAAGACGGAUUUGAAUCAAGAAUAUUUUUAGUUUCUUCCAAACCAUUGUAAACUGCCAUUACAUGUAAACCUGGCCAUCAUUGUGUAAAUUUCCAGCUUUAAGUAGCAUGAAAAGAAAAGAAAAUCCAUCUUUCAUUAUCUGAAAGUCUCACAAGCACCCCUUUUUGUAUAGGAAGUCAGUCGCCCCUAAAGGCUUGCUUGCACCUAGAGUCUUCAUUGUUAGUCACUCCUUGAGGCUUGCUUGCUGUUGGUUGGGAAGUCCAAAGUUUGUCAAGUUUUCUACCAGUGACGUCAUCAUGGCUUCUGAAUCUGAUUCAGAAAAUAUAUCAGAUAUUCCAGAUAUGACUUGGUGUUUUGUGACCGUUACAACAAAGCGCAGCAAAGUGAAGAAAGUUGGUUACUUCAAUUCGUUAUACCUGAAUGAUGACGACUGGGUGCCAGUUCGAUACAUCUCCAGAGUAAAAGAGAACCCCAGGCUCAUUUCUGUUUGGUUUUCAGAUUCCACAAGCAACCAGGGGUAUGAUGCUGGAGAUGAGAAGGAUAUUGUGGACAUGGGUGAUUAUAUGGCACACGAAGGAUCAAUCUGGGCCGAGCUGGAAGAAAUAGAAGAUGCUAGCCAGUUUGUACAGAAAUACCUGAAACUUCAAGAAAGUGAAACACAACUAGAGGGUGCAGACUCAGAUGACGAGGAACACUCUGUGACUGUUGCAGGUCCAUCAGAAGAAAGAGAUCCGUACAAGUUCCCGGUUACCCCUGUCCAGAAAAAGCAUCUGAACAAGCAGUCUCCCAAACAAGGCAAGGCAUCACCUUCUAAGGCCAAAACUGCACGUGCAUCAAAAGUGGAAUCUGUCGGACGCCAGGUAAAGCUACGGAAAAAGAAUGUGUCCCACCCAAACACUCCACGUUCCAAGAAGAACUCAAAAAGAUCUCGCUCUACCAGUAGAAGCUCAUCUGAAUCAGAAGAGGGAUCUGUCAUAAAGCUACAGAACAAAGUGCCCCACCCAAACACUCCGCGUUCCAAGAACUCAAAAAGAUCUCGCUCUACCAGUAGAAGCUCAUCUGAAUCAGAAGAGGGAUCUGUCAUAAAGCUACAGAACAAAGUGCCCCACCCAAACACUCCGCGUUCCAAGAAGAACAUUUUGCAAAGAUCUCGUCCUACAUCUGAAUCAGAAGAAGACAGGGAUCUUGCAGGAAACAGACAGAAAAAGAAGAUGAAGAAAACAUCAUACAAAAGUAGCACCACCGAAGAGGACUUCAGGCUUACAGUCAAUCUGAUGCGGGAGAAGCAUCCAGACCUGGAAAAGGCCAGAGAAGAUGAGGUACUAAAGAAAGCACAAAGCUGGUGGAGAAAGAAGCAUGUCCCAUCUGUAACUGGCAAAGAUUUGAAGCAGAUAAACAGUCAGAACCAAACACAUCUGACUGUAGCCACUCUCAGCAAGCGCUGCUUCAGGCUUGCUGAAGGCAUAAUGGACAGAUGGGAGACAGGGUCGUACCAACGCCAGAGCAAAACAGAAGUGAAGCAGACUCUGUUCAGCUGCUUGACUGGCCUCCAUGAUGAGCAGAAGGUCUUUGAUCUUCUGCAAAAAUUUCAUGAUGGCCAGCUCAAGAGUCUGAAAGAGUUUGACCAUGCCGCAGAUACAAUAAGGCUUGCACAGCAGAAAUGCAAGGAGAAUGCAGAGCGUCUACAGAAGGAAAAUGAUCAACUCAAUGAGCAGGUGGAGGACUUAAAACAAGAGUUAGAGGACUUAAAAAAAGAGAAGGAAGGAAGGCAAGGAAAGGGAUUGGAAACAGCUGAAGACAUUGAAGAUGCAGGCGAAGUGAAGAAUCUGAAGAAAGAGAAACUGCUCCUCAACAAGAAGAUAGAAGAGUUAGAGAAAGAGAAGGGAAGAUGGGAGAGAGAGAGACAACUCCUUACCGAAGAGAUAGAAGACUUGAAGAGAGAGAAGGAAGGAAGGCAAGGAGAGGAACAACCAGACAUUCAAGAAAAUGAGAUACUUGCUGAUCAGCACCUGAGUGAAAGCCAAAGGGACAAAGAUUUCCUUCAACUUGAAGAUGGUGACAAGAAUGUUGAAGAAGUCAGAGAGAAGUCAGAGAAAGGCCUGUUGGAAAAUCCGGUGCAAAAAGGCAGCUGGGUGGGGGUCUGGUAUUCAGAUCCUGUGCCGGGAUGGUAUCCAGGGGAAGUUCUUCAAGUGUAUAAAAGGGGUAAAGCCAAAGUACAGUUCAUUCACCCCGAUCCAUCUAGUGGUACAGGGAAGUACAUGAGACCCGAAAAUACAGAUAUUGACAUCGUUCCCCAAGCCUUCAUUAUCGCUACAAACCUGGAUGUGGUAGAAUAUAGUGAUAAAAAGUAUGAGGUGAGGGGGAAAAAAAACAUUGACAAAAAAUUCAAGGCUUUCAAACCUCCCCGUCGCCUGUAAAAACAGGAUCAAAACUUCCAUUUCUUGUAGCGAUAAUAAAUGCUUUCAAAAAAUGACUGCAUUAUCUUUUGUGCAUUGCCCCGCAGAUGACACUACAAUCAAUAGACCAAACCUGAAGCCGAACAUAAUGUUGACAGUGUAAAUGUAUCCAACAAGUCAUCAUCUUCAAACAAGUAAGAUUGAUGAAAACAGUAAGUAGUUUAGAACUUAGUUGAUAGUACCUUUAAGUCUUCCAGACUGUAGACUGUUUUGUUACGUGCUCCAAUGAUAAGCCUAUCAGGACACCCUUAGUACUCAACUGGUACCCUUACUCCCUGUUUAGAAAACUGAUGUAGAGUUCAGAUUUCAUGUAGUGUAGUAUUCUGAGAAACUAAGAUUUCUUGAUGCUAUUAUGUUUGGUUGAAGUGAUGUUCCUACCAUUUUUUUUACAUGUAAAUGUAUCCAAUAAGUUAAAGGUUACCGAUUAAAGCAGUAGUUUAGAAUUUAGUUGGUAGAACCUUGAAAUCUCCCAGACUGUAGUUUUCUUACAUGCUCCAAUGAUUAGCCUAUCGGGGCACCCUAAGUACCCUUACUCCCUGUUUAGAAAACUGAUGUAGAGUUCAGAUUUCAUGUAGUGUAGCAUUCUGAGAAACUAAGAUUUCUUGAUGCUGUUAUAUUUUGUUUACACUGAUGUUCCUACCUUUUUUCCUGUAAAUGUAUCCAACAAGUAAGGUUGAUUAAAUCAGUAGUUUAGGGUUAAGUUGAUAGAACCUUGAAAUCUCCCAGACUGUAGUUUUCUUACAUGCUCCGAUGAUUAGCCUAUCUGGGCACCCUAAGUACCCUUACUCCCUGUUUAGAAAACUGAUGUAGAGUUCAGAUUUCAUGUAGUGUAGCAUUCUGAGAAACUAAGAUUUCUUGAUGCUGUUAUAUUUUGUUUACACUGAUGUUCCUACCUUUUUUCCUGUAAAUGUAUCCAACAAGUAAGGUUGAUUAAAUCAGUAGUUUAGGGUUAAGUUGAUAGAACCUUGAAAUCUCCCAGACUGUAGUUUUCUUACAUGCUCCGAUGAUUAGCCUAUCUGGGCACCCUAAGUACCCUUACUCCCUGUUUAGAAAAUUGAAUGUAGAGUUCAGAUUUCAUGUAGUGUAGCAUUCUGAGAAACUAAGAUUUCUUGAUGUUAUUUUGUUUGAAGUGAUGUUCCUAGUUUGUUGUUUCAUGUAACUAGUGAGUUUUAAUAAAGCAUUGAGUUUUAAGGCA